Molecule: messenger RNA, 1509 nt
Organism: Penicillium nucicola
Lineage: Eukaryota; Fungi; Ascomycota; Eurotiomycetes; Eurotiales; Aspergillaceae
Product: arylsulfotransferase family protein
Exons: 3
Coding region: 1-1509 (502 amino acids)
Source: RefSeq, a predicted model, not a curated record
AUGUUUGGCCAAAGCAAAUCACGUAUUGUUUGUGGGCUGAAUGCCCUUGGGAUGAUACUCGGUUAUGUGAAUCUUGGAAUCGCGCAAUCUGCAGACUGGAAGUCCUUCCAAUCCAGGCCCGAUAUCCGCGCUCCUUCAAUCAACGUGAGCAUCAAUGACGCUGGCCUGGUCACACCAGGCUAUAUUUUUAUCGCUCCCUAUCUGAACGAAAGACCAGGACCUUAUAUUUAUACUAGCGAUGGGGACCUCGUUUGGAGUGGAUCAGAUGGCUCAACCACCGAGCUUUUCCAUGAUGUCCAUGUGUGCGAUUUCCAAGGAACCGACCAUCUGUGCUACUUCAAAGGGAAACAAAUCGAGGGCUAUGCAAGAGGCAUAAAUCUGAUCCUCAACAAUGACUAUCAACUCGCUGCAACUGUACAAAGCGGCCAUGGGCUAGAGCCAAGUGACUUGCAUGAGCUAGAAGUCCUCGAUGGGGAACGCAUGCUAUUCACGAUCUACCAGCCAAAGCCAUACGAUCUCUCAGCAUACGGAAUCCAGCCCCCAAACGGGUGGGUCAUGGAUGGUAUGUUUCAGGAGGUUGAUAUCAAGAGCGGAGAUGUGCUAUUCGAAUGGGGGUCCCUUGACCACAUUCCUCUCUCAGAGAGCUACGUUCCCCUAGGAAUCAAUCCAGUCGUGGGAAAUGGAUUGAGCAACCUCACCGCCUGGGACUAUUUCCACAUCAACUCAGUUGACAAAUUCCCCAACGGCGACUACAUUGUUUCCGCCCGACACACUAGCGGCAUCUACCGAAUUUCAGGUGAAAACGGCGCGGUGAUAUGGCAACUAGGCGGAACCAACUCGACCAUCCAAACGACCGACUACAACUUUUCUUCGCAGCAUGAUGCGCGCGUCCACGAAGAAAACAGCACCCAUACUGUGCUGUCGCUAUUCGAUAACGGAAGUAACGGAUACAGAAACACCUCGCUUACAUCGUCUGGUAUGAUCGUCGCGAUCGAUCGCCAAACCAAUACCUCGAACCUUCUCACAAGAUUCCAAGCCCCAGCACCAGGCCUCCGCUCCACCAGCCAAGGAAACACCCAACUACUGUCAAAUGGACAUGCAUUCAUCGGAUGGGGAAGCAACCCGUCUUUUUCAGAGCACACCCCAGACGGAACACCAAUCUACUUUGCGACCUUGACGGACCCUGAUUCGAUGAAUUACCGCGCUUUCAAGUACAAUUGGACCGCGACACCAUCUGAUGCCCCAGCUCUGGCUGCGCAGGCUCCUGCGAAUGGCGCGACUACGUUCUGGGCUAGUUGGAAUGGAGCAACGGACUAUACUAGUUGGAGAUUCUUUGGAGCCAAAUCUGGUUCUGAUCAGUUUGCGCUGCUGGUCACGGUUGGCAAGCAGGGUUUCCAGACUACGUACACAAGUCCUCAGUUUUACUCGCGCGCAUAUGCGGAAGCUAUCGGUUCUGAUGGCUCGAGUCUGAGAAAAUCACCGGUGGUGAAUGUUGCAGUUCCUUCUUGA